CUUCAAGACGGCUUGCUACUUUCACGCAUCUCAUCUCUGCAAAUCACAAUGUCUUUGGUCGCAAACGAGGAGUUUCAGCACAUUCUCCGUGUGCUUAACACAAAUGUUGAUGGAAAGCAGAAGAUAAUGUUCGCCCUUACCUCUAUCAAAGGUAUUGGGAGGCGAUUGGCCAACAUUGUCUGCAAGAAGGCUGAUGUCGACAUGAACAAAAGGGCUGGUGAGUUAUCUGCAGCUGAGAUCGACAACCUGAUGACAAUUGUGGCAAACCCGAAGCAGUACAAGAUUCCAGACUGGUUCUUGAACAGACAGAAAGAUUACAAAGAUGGAAAGUACUCUCAAGUUGUCUCCAAUGCACUUGACAUGAAGCUCAGGGAUGACCUUGAGCGUCUCAAGAAAAUCAGGAACCACCGUGGUCUGAGACACUACUGGGGUCUCCGUGUUCGUGGACAACACACCAAGACAACUGGUCGCAGAGGAAAGACUGUCGGUGUGUCAAAGAAGCGUUAAGCGAGAGCGUAGUGUUUGACUUUAUUGGAUAUGCAUCACAAGAACCGGUUUUGAUUUAUGUUUCUCCUUUGAACUAGUUUGUGAGACUCCUUUUGAAUCUAGUUCUCAGACCUUUACUAGUUUUUGGAACUCCUUUUGAAUCUAGUAUUAUGACCUUUUCGAUCUUGUGAUCUGUUUUCGUGUGCCAUUUGUUACACAUGUGCCUGCUUUCUUUAAUAGUAGCUUUUAU
Messenger RNA from Eruca vesicaria subsp. sativa (arugula), 736 nucleotides. Lineage: Eukaryota; Viridiplantae; Streptophyta; Magnoliopsida; Brassicales; Brassicaceae. The record is from the annotation of a GenBank genome assembly.